Ilyonectria robusta is the source of this 3648-nucleotide messenger RNA. RefSeq lists its product as uncharacterized. Bases 94 to 3546 code for a protein of 1150 amino acids. The record is from RefSeq and is a predicted model, not a curated record. The transcript has 5 exons. Gene Ontology annotation, molecular function: serine-type endopeptidase activity. Gene Ontology annotation, biological process: proteolysis. Lineage: Eukaryota; Fungi; Ascomycota; Sordariomycetes; Hypocreales; Nectriaceae.
UGGAAUUUGGCUUAAUUCCUUCAUCGUUCCCGGCAUACUACGCGCUGCCUGUAACGCAAAACCAGCACAAGGACCGGCCAGACAACUGUGGAAAUGUCGUUAGACUCAGCGUCUGAGCAUUUCUCGAGCGAUUCCGACUCCGAGGAGGGCUUUGGAUACAAUGAAGAAGGCCCAGGGGAAGAAGAAUCACUUUUCCAGCAAGCGUCCAAGGAAGUAACAAAGGGGCGCAAAUUCACCAGCGAGAGGGACGUCGCUGACUUUUUCGACACAUAUCACGACAUUGUGGGCAAGGAGUCGGAUUCCGGAAACCUCCUGCACUGGAUAGUGGUCGCAGUCCAACUCUUUGGCGUGGAACCCGAGAACUUUGAGCUGCUCAUCCGGCGACUGGUCAUGGAAUAUCCCUACCUCUUGAGAAACCCGAACAAGGAAUCACACAAACCCAUGUACAAGGCCGUUCAGGCCAACACGCCCUUGCUCGUUCAGUACAUGAUCUCUGCAUGCAAAGAGUGCUGCAAGCUGGAGUCUCAAGCCAUGCAGCAUCUCGAUAAUGGGCUGCAGAUGGUGUCAGCCGAGGGGCAAACCUGUCUGCACAUUGCGCUGAGAGAACAGUUUGACCCUCAAGUGACGAGGUUGAUGAUUGAGAAUGCGAGCCUCGAGACGUUGGCCAUCCAAGACAAUCUCGGGAAGACUGCGAUGCACUAUGCCGUGGCAUUCAACCAAUGCUCCAACAUGCGGACAGAGCUAAUCUCCCUCUUCCUGGAACGAGACUUGACCCAAUUAAACGCCCUCCAUAAAAUGGGAAUACCCCAGAAACCCACUUUCCUUGACUUGCUCAACAACAGCCGCGAGUCGGUCUACCGAGAGCAUGAGCGACUGAGCAAAGCAUUCGAGUUGAAGAGGAAGAAGGACAAGGCUAUAGAGAAGAGUCGGUCCGGAGGUGGCGACCAAGUUGGCAUCCAGGUUGGCACAGUCAAAUCGAGCGAGAAGCCUACCUCCAAAGGCACCAAAGAGGUUUCCCGAUCUCAACUGACCCCAAGGGAUGGCAAGCAUUCAUUCGCGAAAGCAGAGGGCGAUCGAGGAGGCGUGAGUAAACCAGGCCAUGACGUCGACGAGGGUGAACAAAAGGUGGACGAACGCGAAGCGAGACGCCGACUCAAGAAGCAGCAGGAGGAGGCAGAGAACGAACGACGGAAGAACAAGGCCAACGGGACCGACUCAAUCGAAGAUGACCACCACCCAGGGGAACUGGAUCCGUUCAGCCCUGAGGUGGAAGUCGACCCAACAGCACAACUAGCUCUUCGGCGCACCAAGACAUCUCGACCGUCCGAGACUGUCCCCAACACUUCAUUGAAGAGAGUCGACUCAGCGCGAAGGGACGGGAAGAUGAGCGCGCCAACUGCUCUAAAGAGGCCGUCGCAGGGCACCAAGAAGAGUUACGGCCCUGAGAAGAGCAGCGUGUCCAGUUGCAGGAGGAACUCGAAGAAGAUACUCCUGACACUCAAGCUGCAUUACAUGCGAACACGGAACGCCGAAAAGGUCAUUUUGUUUCUUUACGGAACCAACAUGGAUGAUAUUCAAAUCAACUUCGACUACGACCGGCUCCCGCGCGACAUGACGUGGAAGAAAUUCCUAAAGCGCUUCGGUAGCAACGCAGAGACUGGUCUCAAGUUCGACCAGGUCUUGCAGUACGUAACCUUCCCGUAUGUCAACGUGCAACUUACAGGCCGUCACGCCGACCAGGAGCGGCAGAGGGAGGAGGAGAUGGGGAUGAGCCAGCUUGGCGGCGAGGGCCGCAAGGACAUGAAGUACUUCUUCGACUGGCUGUACGAAAAGGGCGUGCGUCACAUCAUCAAGCUCUCGGUCAACGACUCCCGGGACCCUUCUGGCAAGGUACACAGCGACGAGGUCAUCCAACAGUGCCUGGAGAGAUUCGUCAUCGAGCGACUCGAUUGGCAGAAGGUGGACCUGGACCCGGAGACGAUUCUUCACGUGAGCAGCAAGGCUCUCGAGAAGGUCGUGUCGGCCAAGGAUGAGACCAAGAAGAUUGAGCUCGUUCCCAACCGGCAGCUGAAGGAGCUCACGUUGAGAUGGAGUGGCAGCAAUGCCGUGCUGCGGGCGUGGAAUGAGCCAGAAGGCUUGCCGAGACUGGCGCAUCUUGAGAGAAUAUCCCUUUACGAACCACCUCCGGACAAGACCUUGGACAAUCGGAGAUGGAUCGAGAAAAAGAUUGGGGAAUUCGAGGUCCGGCUCAACACAAACUUCAAAAAAGCCCGAGAAAGCGAGGCGACAGCGAGCUCGCAGGACACCGUCAAAAUAACAGAAGUCCGAGUCGAACGCAAAAAUGUAGACGCCGAUCCGGAUCGCAAGGGAACCAUGGAAGACGAGCCAGACUUCAAGACGUCGCUGCCUGCAAAGGGCGUCAACUCCCACAAGUGGCUGGACUCGACGACCCGGUUCGCCAAGGGUAUGGAAACGUUCUGGAAAAACACAGUUACCGAUUUCAACGAGACCCGCAAGAUCCAGGGGACGCCGGAGCGGAUAGAGGACGAUGUUGUUAUUGCGCUGAUCGACGACGGGGUGGAUAUGUUUGAUCCCUCGCUGUCGAGUAAGGUGCUGGAGGGGAAGAGCUUCGACUACCACCAUGACAAGGUCAGGCCUGUGUUCUCAUCGGCAAGAGGCCAUGGUACGGUCAUGGCGAGUAUGAUUUUGCGCGUUUGUCCUAUGGCUAAGAUUUAUCCCAUACGGCUCAAGACGUAUGAGACCAAGGACGGCAAGUCUCAGAUUGAUAGGAAAUACGCAGCCCAGGCUAUUCAGGCAGCACGGGACAAGAAGGCUACUAUCAUCUCCAUGUCAUGGACGCUACCUGGGCCUGAACCAAGUACCAACCCCGAAGAGGACGAGCUACACAAGGUCCUCCAUGCCGCUGUCAAAGACAAAGUCCUGAUGGUCUGCUGUUGUCCCGACGGGGGCAAGUUCACCAAGUCCGUCUACCCAAGCGGCCCGUGGCCCAAGGACUUUUUCCGCAUCGGCGCGGCGCACGCCGACGGCACCGUGUUUAAGUGGACGGAAGAGGAUGACAUCUCGUUUGUUCUCCCGGGAGUCGACGUGAUCAAGGACCGCGUGGCCAACUAUGGCAGUGACGGCACCAAGAAGGGCAGUACCAACCCCGUCGCCCACUUCAAGUACGAGACUGGGUCAAGCGUAGCGGCCGCGCUGGCGUCAGGCCUGGCUGCCAUGAUCAUCUACUGCGUCAAGGCGAGCAUCCUAGCGGCCAAAACAGCGAACCAUAAUGUCACAGGGCCGAUCCUGGGCAUCGGGAUCCCCGAUGACGGGGCCAUCUCCGUGGCCAAGCCGGAGGCCAUGCGGCAGGCAUUCAAGAGCCUGGGCCACGAGACGCCGAGCAGGUUCAUCCAGAUCUGGGACGAGCUGGACAAGAUUAGCCACGUGCUGGAGCAGGCACAGGCACAGAGCUGGAAGGCGGAGGCGAAGCAGGAGAGUAUCAAGAGGUUUGUCGAGUUUGGGCAGAAACUUGCCAAGUCGACGUAGGGGAUGUAGGUCGAGGAUUUAACGGUGAGAUGUAUAGGUAACGAGGUACUAGGUAGAUCCCAGGCUGCCAUAGACAUUUAAAUUGAGGGCAGCUACCUAAUU